Marchantia polymorpha subsp. ruderalis is the source of this 1669-nucleotide messenger RNA. The record is from the annotation of a GenBank genome assembly. Lineage: Eukaryota; Viridiplantae; Streptophyta; Marchantiopsida; Marchantiales; Marchantiaceae.
GAUUUCUCGUCUCUCUGACUCGAAAGUGAGAGCUUGAGCUCGAGCAAAGGGACGAGGCGAGAGGAGGGGACAGGAGGGGGAUGCAGCUGUGCGAGAAUUGUUUGCAAGAAUGCAAACAAUUGUUGCGAGGCCCGGGACUCUGAUGUUCGCGAGCACCCGGUUGGUCUUGAAUCGCCGGUCUUUCGGUUGGUCCAGAACGUCGCUGGUGGGUGGUGCUGGUGCUGGGACGAAGAGUGUCGGCAGAGCAGGAGCAGUGGCUGUAUGGAUGGGGCGAGAAGUGCAAGAUUGCGGAAUGCGGAGGAAUGGUGUCGCAUGUGCGAUGGGCAGGAGCGACGCUGAGACUCUGGUCGCGGUUUCGGACCUCGGGUUUUGCAAGCCCUCGUCUCUCGUUGUGGUUUCUUUCUACAAGUUUGCCGACUUGCCUGAUUAUGCGGACAUGAGAACGCCUUUGCGCGAGCUCUGCGAAGCACAUCGGGUUUCCGGUGGAAUCAUUCUGGCUCCCGAAGGUAUUAAUGGUAGCAUAUGUGGUACUCGAGAGUCGCUGGACAAGGUUUUCGCUUUCUUAGAAUCUGAUGAACGAUUCAAGAAUCUUCGUAAGACUGAGGCUCCCGCGACCCGAGAAGAUGAAGAUAUUCAUGAUGGCCAUUCUAAAAGUUCUCCUCUUGGAGCUGGAGACGAUGCUCCUUUCCGAUGGGGCCACGUGAGAGUCAAGCUGAAAAACGAGGUCGUUCCUUUAGGAGUUCCAGGCGUAAAUCCUUCUCAGAAAGUGGGAAAGUACGUGAAGCCAAAGGAUUGGAACGCUCUAAUAUCUGAUGCAGACACUGUCACUAUUGAUGUUCGGAAUGAUUAUGAGAUCAGAAUUGGAAAAUUCAAAGGAGCUGUAGAUCCUGAAACACAAGCUUUCCGUGAAUUUCCUACCUGGGUCGAAAAUAGGUUCGGACUGAAGGAAGCAAACUCUGAAGAUUUUUCCGAAGAUUAUAUGGCUGAGGCUUCUCAUCAGCCUUCACCCGGAUAUUCAAGCUCUAAAGAUGAAAAUAAUAGGCACUCAACAUCACAACCAAAACGAAUCGCCAUGUAUUGUACCGGUGGGAUAAGAUGUGAAAAAGCGACAUCCUAUUUUAUUGAAAAAGGAUUCGAUGAGGUAUAUCAUCUGGAGGGUGGAAUUUUAGGAUAUCUGGAGGAGGUACCAGCUGAACGAAGUCUUUGGGAGGGUGAAUGUUUUGUGUUUGACAAACGAGUUUCUGUAGGGCAUGGUUUGAAGCAAGGAUCGCACAGCCUUUGCUACGGUUGCAAGAAACCCGUCAACGAUGAGGACAAGAAGCACCCGUUGUGGGAAGAAGGGGUGUCGUGUGCGUACUGUUUCCACUCGAAGACAGAUGAAGAAAGAGCUAGGGCGAGGGCCAGAGAAGAGCAAUCUCGUCUGUUUGGAGUUAUAGGCGGUCCUGAUAGAGGAAAGAGACCUGCGCAGAAGAAGCAAGGCAUACAAAGCUAAGAUGUACUGCUAUUAUAAGCAAGAGGCCCAACAUUGCUUUGGAGAACGAUGCAUUGCACUUUUUCCAAUCACAAGUCUCUACCGUGAGUCUAACUUCCACGCUGGUUCUGAAUGAUUGGUCCGUAACCAUGCGCUCAAUUGAAAGUGGUUUUUGUAGUACACACCUGAUGAAUGUGC